AUGUAAAACCUCCAUCCAGUGCCGAGAGCAGGAGCAUUUGCGCAGAUAGUCUGCGCUGCUUUCAACAGACGCACAAGCGUGUCAGCUGAGAGCGAGAGCGAGAGCCAGAGAGAGAGAGAGUAGACAGAGAGAGAGAGAGUAGACAGAGAGAGAGAGAGUAGACAGAGAGAGAGUAGACGGAGAGAAGUUCCCCGUUGUUGCUUCUCGUCCCGCUGCCGAGCGAUCCGACCUGCAAAAGAGUCUGCAAGAAGCAGGUCGACCAACCGCUGCGUACCGGACUCGUGUUAGCACCAGGGAUUUAACAUGGUGAUCAAAGUCUACAUAGCAUCGUCCUCCGGAUCCACUUCGAUUAAAAAGCAGCAGCAGGAUGUGAUGGGCUUCCUGGCGGCCAAUAAGAUCGCGUUCGAGGAGUGCGACAUCGCGGCCAACGAGGGCAACAGGAUGUGGAUGAGAGAGAAUGUCCCGGAGGAGGCCAGGCCGACCACGGGGAACCCUCUGCCCCCACAGAUAUUCAACGAAAGCAAAUAUUGCGGGAACUACGAGGCCUUCUUCGAUGCCAGAGAGGACAAUGCCGUGUAUGCGUUCCUGGGUCUGACCGCUCCCCCCGGCUCCAAGGAGGCCGAGGCUCUGGCGAAGAAAGCACAGCAGUAGCAGCUUUACGCCGUUUUCUACCUGAGACCUGAACCCAGACCUGAACCCAGACCUGAACCCAGGAAGACCAAGAACUGAUCCAGGAUGAAAACAAGCAACAUUUCACUCAGCUUAUAAAUAUGUGAUUUACUUUUUUUUUCUAUUAGUCUGUGUUCAGCUGUGCCUUGUCAGCUGUAGUGAAAGGAGGUGCUGAAGCAGUGCAUUAUGGGUAUCUACAAACAGCUCUGCUUCCUCUCAUUAACUUCAGCCCGCUAAGCCUAUUGGCCUAACGACAUGUCAAUCAACCAUAAGCAUGAACGCGUAGCUUCCUUUUUGAGAACACACAGUCAGACACCACUAAAUGUACGCACGUUGAAAGUUGUUCCACAGAUUCAUCAUUUGGCCAACAGGACGUCAUCCAUAAUACAUCGUCCUCAUUCAUUUCACUCGACGGGUUCAAUUCGAACAAGUCUCAUCUGUCGAAUCCUGGAAACACGUUUUUGCUCCUGCCCAUUACGUCAUCGCCAAAAACCUGCAGCACCUUCUGUAAAAGUGAUCUACCACAAUCCUAUUCCCUGUUUUUAUUUACUCUCUACAGUCUUAAUGCUGUUUUAAUAGCAAACUUUUUUCUACGAGAUGAUGUAUGUUUUAAAAUAAUAACACACAUGCCAAAAUUACAAGUCUGCAUACACAGAGGGAUGUGAAAUUGAGUUGUUGUUUUUUUUUUAUUUGCCGUUUGUGUUUUCAGGGGAGUUGGAUCGCUGUUUGGUUUCACCAUCGGCAUCCUGUUUCACAUUGUGUUGGUAAUCCCGGUGUUACACAAUCUUCUAAAUAAAAAUAAGACUGCAAAUAAAA
Messenger RNA from Anarrhichthys ocellatus (wolf-eel), 1485 nucleotides. RefSeq names its product SH3 domain binding glutamate-rich protein like (gene sh3bgrl). The transcript is spliced from 4 exons. The record is from RefSeq and is a predicted model, not a curated record. Gene Ontology annotation, cellular component: cytoplasm. Lineage: Eukaryota; Metazoa; Chordata; Actinopteri; Perciformes; Anarhichadidae. The coding region runs from base 304 to 651 and encodes 115 amino acids.